Molecule: messenger RNA, 566 nt
Organism: Yamadazyma tenuis ATCC 10573
Lineage: Eukaryota; Fungi; Ascomycota; Pichiomycetes; Serinales; Debaryomycetaceae
Source: RefSeq, a predicted model, not a curated record
CGCUUAGUUUGACCGUAUAUUAUCAUCUAAAGAUGCCUCCCAAACUCGUUGAUAAACGGAAGCAGGUGACCAUAUUGAAAUUCAAAAGAGGCAAGAGCACGUAUGUGGUUCCUAUAGAGUUUUCCACCAAAUCAUUCCAAACCCUCCAAAAUCGCCUUCUCGAUAUCAUCAACAACUCAGGUGGGUUGACACUCUCGGAAGAUGAACCCAUGAUGGAAGAUGAAGACGACAUCAAAGUUCCCAAGUCUGAGUUUAUAGACGAAGAAGAGGAAACAGGGGAAACCGAUAUUAAAGACGCGAUCAUGAAAGACUCACCACCACCACAAACCAGAAUAGUCAAAGCGGGUGAAUUGGCUAUUGGGCUUCCCAGGGACAAAACUUCACCGUAUUCAAAUGACUGGGUGACAGUGGAUGAUACGAUUUUGUCAACAAUAGAAUUCAACGAUUAUGAUAUCCUUGCAUUUGCCGUAGACGGUGAACCUUUCAACGUAGUGGAAGCUGCUUAUGAAGAAUAGUCAGUAUAUUUACGUCUAUGCUAGUAUAAUUAUAAGAUCUUUUUUUCGUGU